Opisthorchis viverrini is the source of this 306-nucleotide messenger RNA. RefSeq lists its product as hypothetical. Gene Ontology annotation, cellular component: respiratory chain complex IV; mitochondrion. The annotation marks the transcript as partial. The record is from RefSeq and is a predicted model, not a curated record. NCBI's taxonomy places the organism in Eukaryota, Metazoa, Platyhelminthes, Trematoda, Opisthorchiida, Opisthorchiidae. The transcript has 4 exons.
AUGUCGCGGCUAAGUGGUGACGCUCUCAAAAAAUACGCAGAGAAGUGUAGAGAAAGCAAGAAAACGGGUGAUUAUGACUGGUUGAACGUUGUCCCAUAUGAUUCGAGAUUCCCAAACAUUAAUCAAACUGGAAAUUGUCGGGAAAAUUUCAUUGAUUAUUUUCGCUGUAAAAAUCUGUACGGAGAGGAUUACAAACCGUGCAAUUACUUUUACAAGAUGUAUCACAAUAUUUGCCCGAAGUUUUGGUACGAGGAAUGGGAAGCUCAGGUCGCUGAUGGCACAUACCCUUACAGGGACCGAUUCAGC